CCGGCCCGGCCCUACCGACCGCGGAGCUCUGCACUUUUGCUAGUAGUAUAGUAGCUAGCCAAACUAGCUAUCGGCGCGCGAUGGCCGCGGAGAGAGGCUACUACGAGAUAACCCCGGAGCCUUCUCGCAACUCCGACGGCACCGUCCUAUUCAGAGGCAGCGGAGACGCAACGCUCACCGUCUUCGGCUUCGAAAACUGGAAGGAGUUUCUGAGUCGCGGGGACCGGCCGCUCACGGAGGCCGAGGUGGAGAGGAUAGAGGAGGCGGCCAGCGUCGAGAACUUCUCUGUGGGUGGGAGGAUUGCAGUAGAGUGGCCUGACGUGGAGCUGGCCUUCGCCAUGGACGAUUUCGUCGGGAGAAGGAAAAGAAAGACCCCGUUCAUUGUGAGUGCAAGGCAGAACUUUGCCACCAUCAUGCACCCAUUCACCAUCACCAAGCCCUGGAUGAAGUUUCUAGGAGACAAAGACAACAUCAGACUCAACAACUACGAAUGGGCAUUUGAACAGGAAACAGACAAUUUUUCCGAAUACAAAGGUCACGUCAAGUGUGGAAAGGAGAUCUUCACCACCUUUCAAUUCUCUGCUGACUGGAAAUACCACUACACUCAUUCUUAGCUCUCAGCCUUGUAUAUAAUAAAACAGUUUGCUAGUAUUAUACUGUACAUUAACCUUGUGGUUGUAUGUAUGUAUUGGAAAUUUAUGCAUUGUGAAGAGUAAUUAUGGUCUGUUUGUAACUAAUUAA
Messenger RNA from Geodia barretti, 741 nucleotides. NCBI's taxonomy places the organism in Eukaryota, Metazoa, Porifera, Demospongiae, Tetractinellida, Geodiidae. The record is from the annotation of a GenBank genome assembly.